AUUAGUCCUCCGCUCUCUGCGCUCAGUCGCGCUCUUCAUGCGGUUUAUUUCGGAAAAGCGCAGCAGUGCGCAGCGCACCUUGUCUCUCUCCUGGCGCGCACCAAACUUUGAUUAACGCAUGAUGCCAAGUGUGAAACACUUAGAGUAACUUAAAAUUGGGAAACAAACAAAAAAAGUAAACUGCGUUUUUAUUUUUCUCGUUUUGUAAGUCGGGAAGCGACAACCUCAUUCAGCAAGUGUGAUGGACAGUGAAUGCAGAGUCCAGUUAUUUCACUACUUCAGAGGCUCAGGCAGAAAUUGACAGAAAGUUGAUUUGAACUUUUUGCUACAUUGGAUCACAUUAGCUCAAAUUACAGACAUUACGUUAAAAAAAAAAAAUCAUGGAUUUCUGUGCGCAAAAUGAGACAUCUCUGAACCCUGAGUGCGUCGGAGCGCAGGCUGAUGGAGCCGGUAACGGGAGCUUGGAGACUUCAAGCGUCGCCUGCGGCAACGAGUCCAUAGUCGUCAUUCCGCGGAGAGAUGAAGACCACACGCUGCGGAUCCUGCUCUACUCGCUCAUCUUCUUCCUGAGCGUUUUCGGGAACCUGCUGAUCAUCGUGGUGCUUACGGUCAACAAGCGGAUGCGCACCGUGACCAACACCUUCCUGCUGUCGCUGGCCGUCAGCGACCUGAUGAUGGCCAUCUUCUGCAUGCCCUUCACCCUCAUCCCAAGCAUCCUCAAGGACUUCAUCUUUGGAGCUGCCAUGUGCAAGAUAGUGUCCUACCUCAUGGGCAUAUCGGUGAGCAUCUCCACGUUUAGCCUGGUUGCCAUAGCAAUUGAGCGCUACAGUGCCAUCUGUAACCCUUUGAAGUCACGGGUGUGGCAGACCCGUUCCCAUGCCUAUCGGGUGAUCGCUGCUACCUGGGUGCUGGCCUUCAUCAUCAUGAUCCCCUAUCCCAUCAUCAGUCACCUGGAGUCGUUUCAGCGUCCAGACAACAGCACAGGCCACCAGUGUCGACACAAGUGGCCCAUCGCUACUGCAGAACAGACCUGGUACAUUCUGCUUCUGCUUGUACUGUUUGCGAUUCCAGGAGUGGUGAUGAUUGUGGCCUAUGGACUGAUCUCCAGAGAACUUUAUCGAGGCAUCCAAUUUGAGAUGGGCCACAAAAAGGACUCCACCGAUGUGAAGAAUGGCCUGACCUCCUCUGUUUCCAGUGGCAGGGAUGAUGGAGACGGUUGUUACGUUAACGUGGUCCAGCGGCCGCACUCGAUGGAGAUGUCCGCCAUGGCUACAUCAGGCAGGGCGAUCAAGGCGGAAAGGCCACGCAGCAACACGUCUGAGGCCAAGCUGGAGGCCAAGAAGCGAGUCAUUCGCAUGCUGGUGGUCAUUGUUGUGCUGUUCUUCCUCUGCUGGAUGCCACUUUACUGUGCCAACACCUGGCGGGCUUUUGACAUCUCUGCCACACACGCCCUCUCGGGGGCACCCAUCGCUUUUAUCCAUUUGUUGUGCUACACCUCCGCCUGCGUCAACCCAAUUAUUUACUGCUUCAUGAACACACGAUUUCGCAAAGCCCUGCUCGCCACUUUCUCGUGCUGCGCCGCGCCUUGCCACCGCCGCCAUCGUCAUGGGCUACGGGACAAUGAGGAGGAUGUUAUGGCAACUGGGGCGUCCAUGUCCAAGUUCAGUUACACUACUGUCAGCACCAUGGGAACCUGCUGAGGGAGAUGGAUGCAGACACAAUCCAGGAAAGACAGUUACUACGGCAACACAACACCCCAUAUCCUUUGUUUUUAGGCCAAUGCUAUGCUCAUAGGGACAAUGAUGUGUUGUGGAAAAACAGGCCAUACAAAGUAGCAGUAUAGAAGCUUCAUCUUCAACAUUAUGUGGAGAUUAGUUGUCGACACCCAGUCUUACAGUGUAAAUACUUCCAUAGCUUUUUUUUUUUUUUUGAAAAAGCACAAAAAAAGAGUACACAGUUCUCUCUAUCACAGGAGAUCGAAGCAAAUUGUUUGCUUGUAUGUUUCUGGUGAUGUGCGUGUGCAGAGGUUAUUAGCAGCGUUGGGCUGCAUGAUAUCUGGGGGAGAUAGUCUUAAUAACUUACUAGUCAUUAUGUAGCCAUCAAAACAGCAAGAACCAUUUGCAAUGUCAUUUCUAAACCGUGUUUUUUAGUUUGCCAUUAGUUGUUAAUGUUUAUCUGUGUUAAUAAUUGGUAAUGCAAUUGCCUUCUGGACUAAGUGCCUGCUUCUGGAUGCUAUGUUGUUUUUGUCUAAUUUAGAUUUGGCUUCAUACAUCAUUUGCAAAACAACCAUGGGCAAAUUGUAACCGGAAGGGUUUGGAAAUAUAAUUGAAAAUUUCUACUGGUAAAUGGCAAAUGAGUGGGUUUUUAAUGUACUUGGCUCACAAAGACACAUAGUAGUGAUGCCUUGUGUUGUGAUUGUAAACUGUAAUGCUCGUCACAUUCGUGUUUUUAGCUUAGUUUGGUAGUCUUGCAUCCUUGCAUCGAAACACAGAAGCAAAUGUAAGACAGAAGUUGUUCAGUUUGCACUUCCUGGAGAACAUCUUGAUAGGAAUCUGAUUUACUUAACAGUCUCUGCAUUCUUACAACCUUGUUACCAUAUUAGAAAAACUCCAACAGAAAGUGCUGCACACUGCUCCAGAAACAAAACAGAGUAAAGUUUAUUUUGACAAAGAAACACGAAUAUUUAAAGAACAAUAUAUUGACUCCCAGUCAAAAUAUUGGACAUGCCUUCUCAUUCAAUGCUUCUUAUUUAUUUGUAUUAUUUUCUACAUUGUAGAUUUAUACUGAAGAAUUACACUUUUUUAAAAAACAUAAUUCAUCUGUAUUCUUUCAUGCUUUUGAUGUCUUUAGUUUUAAUCUACAAUGUAGAAAAUAAUUAAAUAAAAACCCUUGAACAAGAAGGUGUUUCCAAACUUUUGCCUGGUAGUGUGUGUGUGUGUGUGUGUGUGUGUGUGUAUAUAUAUAUAUAUAUAUAUAUAUAUAUAUGUAUAUAUGUAAGCAUAUUUAAAAUAUCAUGUCACAUAACAAUCCUUACACUCUUUAAGUGCAUAUGUGUAGGCACAGUUUACCUGUUUUAAUGCAGACUGCCCUUGAACCAAAUUUUGGAAUGCUACUGCUGUGAUAAAAUCUUGUGUUUUAGUGUCAGAAUAUUAUAUUGUAGCUUUGAGCUGCACAAAACACAGCCAACCCACUAUAUCUCUGAAGGCCAAGAGAAUCAGAUAUUGCUUCUAUUGCAGAGUAAAAUUUGAAGAGUACAUUUUUUUUGUGUGGCUGAUAAGUGCAGCGACUCUCUGUCCCUGUUGAACUCACCUGCAGGCAACAGAGCAGAGGGCAGGUUUCUGAGGUCUCUCUUUGUCAGGUCUGUCUUGCGUGUCUGACUUUAGCUCCCCUACUCACCUCCCACUAAUUGUGUUACAAGCUCAGCCCUGCCAGGCUCAACCGGUGAGCAUAUUUCACUAAGUGCUCCAAAGCGCAAUGCUGUCAGCCCCACGACUAAUAGAUGUAUGGCCUGCUUGCGUGAUUGUUUGGUUUCAUAGGCCUGCAGCUUUUGUAGUUUCUUGUGUGCACUGUACCCUUUGUGUUUAAAAUGAAAUCAGAGCGAUGCCUUACUGUGGGAGAGCAUCCCAAAGCAAGGCAGAGAAUUUUUUCAGCUGGAAUCUCGAUCUGCAUCACAGGAAACAGCCUAGAUUAGUCAGUAAAGUCUUCUAUUUACGUGCAAAUCAAUUACUAUCUGCAGUCCCAAUAAAUCUAAUACUCUGAGACAGCCCUGGCGUCACACGAAGGGCAAAGUGACAGCCAGCGCAUUAUUGACUUUCCCUUUGUGUCACUGUGCAGACUUAGGCUACAUUGUCUUGAAACUUAGCAGGCAGACAUUCUUUCAUAGCUAUUAUUUGAACUGAUUAACUCAGUGGUAAUGGUCUCGAUCUAAAAUAUCAAAACAAAGAUUAAAUUAAAAUGCUUAUUUGAUCUCAAAGUCUCAUGGUUAAACAUUGUAAAAGCAGACAUUUCUCUCAGUGGAUCAUGUUUUACUGCAGUAAACAGCAGACGGGAGGUUUUCAUGCAUCUGGUAGUAGCAUUGCCCACAUAUGGGGAAUACUGUAGUGCAGCCGUCUGUGUCGUGGUUUAUGAGUGACACUUGGAAAGCAAUUUUUUUUCUGGUGAGCUGAAAGAGGCUGAUUUCACUGCGGUGUCGGGGCGGCCGUUAUGUCUUACUCCUCCGACCCACCAGCCGCAAACACACACCUGACAGAGUACUUCAGCUUAAGCUGGUUAUUAUGCACUAAUUACAGACAAAUGCCAAUUAUUAGUUCCCACCCACUCCUCAUCACUAAAUUAAUACUGGCACAUGAAAAUUUAAGUCUCAGUAUAAAAAUAGCUGUGAUGGCAUCUAGUGAGCACAUUUCAUUACCAUAUUAAUGCAUGUCAAGGUAUAUAGACGCAUGACAGGUUACUGUGAAUUUAUCAUUAGAGAAACUGACUCCCAGAUAUUUGGUGUAGUCUGAAAUAAUUUGAAAAGAAAAUGACAAGUGGGUUCAUCAUUAAAAUCAGUAAGUUUCUAAAUUGAUGUUAACAUUAAACUAUUCUACUAAAGUAUAUAUUGGCCGCUGUUUGCUCAUUUCUUAGCUGUACCAGAUUUCAAAGGGGAUAAUAUGUCAAUAUAUUGGAUUUUAAUCUUAUAUAACGGCCCCUAUGAGGUCAGUAAAUUGAUUACUUCUGCUUUAAGGUUAGGGUUGCAUGGUCCAGCUCCCACUCGUGAUCGGAUUUAAUGCAAUUGUACUUGACGAGGAACACUGAGGGACAGAGGGACACCUACAUUAUGCGGCACUUCAGUUUUCUGCAGAAGAAUGAAGCCAAAAUACCCCAGAAACAGGCACAAGCUUGUUGUGGUGAGAGAAUUUGCAAUUAGACUUGGUGCAGAAUGAACAGGAGUGGCAGAAACAUUAAUACCACUAAUGUGUGAGACUCCGUUUGUACAUUUUGUCACCAGUACUAGUUGGUAACAUGCAUUUCCAAGAUAAUUUACAAGCAAUACUGAUAGUUUGGGUCUUACAGGCCAUGUCUUUUAGAUAAUAGAAAAUGGAAUGUGAUUUUGUGCAGUUAAAAUGGCAAAAGAAAGCCUCAGCAUUGUUUUCCGCACGAAACAGUUUGUUACGUACUUAUCGAGACAGUAUAAUUGAUGACAUAGUAGCCUGCUAAUUAGCCUGCUGAUUAUCUGCUGAUGUUGAAUUUUUCAGAUAAAUUCACUUUUUUUCAGCAUAGAUUAAUUCCAUUUAUCUCCAUCGUAUUGUAAUGCCAAAGACGUGAAAUAUUCUGUUGAACUGACAAAUUAGCUAUCUGCAUAGAUAAGUAACACAUGGAGUAAGUCAGAAAAUGUCUAUUUUUAUAGACAUUUUAUAAACACUGCCUACUUAUGCUCAGUUUGUCAAUCUUGCAGAGAUAAAGUGAGAUAAACAAGACACUUUAGGCUCCGAUAAGAGUAGAAAUAUGUUGAUGUAAAUGUCUGUUGUUCAAAUGUAUACCUUGGUGUGUUACCAAAAAAACCCUGUAAUAGAGGUAAAAGAAACUCUGUAACAAUCAGAACAUUUGUUGACUGAUCACUGUCACACACUCACAUUGAUUUGGGUAAUCAAUCAUGUUCAGUCAAGACAAUGAGGUGGCCUUUAUCAAGUGACAAACCCCCACUCACUCUAUGAUUACUAUGCCCCUGCUGCCGGCUUAGCAACCUCAUCCUCUUCUUAAAGAUCACGCAAACAUGUUACUGGUUGUUUUGAUUGAUUUCUCUUCUACCACUGUCAGCUCCCUCCUUUCAUGCUUCUUAUUACCGUUUGACAGUGGCAUCUCUUGCCAUAAACAUUAUGUGUGCUCAUAUCUCAAUGAUAUCGGAUUCCGUGCUGAAACUCUCUAUUUUGCUCCAAUUGCAGAGAACCCCAAUGAGCCUAUCCAUUUGUUAGUUUAAAUUCUUUGACAUAAGUGCAGGUGACAAAUGGUGCAGCUGUGCUCAGGGGGAAUGCUGCUGGAGGACGAUAAGGACAGUGUCCACAGGUGUUGUAGAGGGAAUCUCUGGGGCACAGGGGUUGACAGUUUGCAAGUGUUUAAUGCGAGCAAAGCUGAUAUUUGAUGAGCAAAUUUGCCUGACUGGGCAGUACAGCCUGGUGUAUUCAUGACAAAUUCAAGAUGAGAUGUGUAAAAAAAAAAAAGCUAGGUUGUCUGAAUGGCAACUAAAACUGCUUGUGUGGAUCUUCUGUGCAAAAUGGAGCCUGGUCUCACUCCGUACUGUUGCAUGCCGAUGCUUUGUCAGGACCCACAUUACAAUGCAGUGAAUCCUUUUAGUGUCAUUUUUUAAUGCACCCGGUAGGCUGAGGGACCUGAGAAACCGGAGAAAUCUGUGAAUGUCAGAAAUAGAUGCCAGGAGCCAAUGGCCAAAUGGUCCUGCUGGUGUUGUCAAUGUGGCAAUGUUGAAUAUAAACCACAACUUGUCAUAAGCUGACACAAGACAUUUAGGUGCCUAAACUUUAACGCCAAACAGCAAGUGAAAUGUGACUUAAGUCAUAAAAUAAAACAAAACCAAGUUAGAAAAGAGUGCUGGAUGAGAGCCUCAGCCUCUUAUGUGAAAGUCCUAUUACCUAAACAUCCUCCCUCAUCCCGGCUCCUAAUGAAGGUCUCUUAAGGGGGGGGGACUCCUAUACAUCUGCAGUAUUAGUGUUUGAAUAUUGUGUUUGUUAUGACCUUGUUAAAAUGACAGCAUUUGAUAGAAGAUAGUAAGAUGCAGCCCAGAUUUAUAACUGAACUAAUUUUAUGGUUUUCCAUUUAAGGAGGAAAUUUUAGAUAAUUAAAGUAGUUUUUAAUUAUUGACAUAUAUGACACCUUAUUGUAAUCUUAAUUUUUCCUUUUUACAUAGCUGAAGUAAUCAAUUAGGCAAAGAAACUGCUUUUGGAAACGUACUUACACUCAACUGAUCGUACUGUAUUAUGUGUUCUUCAAGUUUGCUUCAAUCCUGCGCAAGUUGCCAUGUGGUGCAACAAAUAUUAAUGUGCCACAUGCUUCCUAUGUACUGUAUUAUAUUAAUAUGUCCAGCACCGUUGUGUUUUUUUGGGUGGAUAAAGUGCAACAUGCACUGUAUGUACUGUGCAAGAUGUGCAGGAAUGUGGUUGGGGUGGAUAAAGGCAUAAGACGUGCUACAAUCGGAUGGCCAGACUGUGACAUCAGGGUACGGGGUUUGCAUCCAGCCUGCUGUGUAUGGUUAACUUUACAUUUAAAAAAACAAAGGCGUUUGAUUAAGUUUGGGGAAAUACUGUGGAUUUGCAAUGUUAAAAACAUGCUGUGUCCCUCUAUUAAACCAGACAGCAGCCUUAACCAAGUGUCUCAACACAACCCAGCAAAAGCUGAAUAAUGCUGUAGUCACUACUAGCAGAUAUUUUAUUGCCAAAAUCCAAUAUUUUGGCAUCAAACAAGUCAAAUAUGUUGCCUGUGAACAUUUCACAGUUAGAUUGAAAAACAACAUUUGUGCAGCUUUCCAUGUGGGGGUCAUUAGCAUUAAGUUUUAUUGACAUAUUUUCUGUUGUAAAUAUAAUUUGUCAAGAUGAUGUUGUAUGACCGCAGUGUAAACUAUAACUGAAGCACUAAAACAAGAGGGUCACAUUAGCUAAUAAUGAAGACCCUUCAUUUGUUGAUUGUGCUUGAUUGCAAAUUCCCAAACAAAUCUGUAAUUAAUUAAAUUACCAAAGCAGCGCUGUGAAUUUGGGGCUUUGGGACCCCAGGAGGUCUGGAACCCCUUUGCUAAACCAGUAAUCCAGUAAUCUUAACCCUUUAAGAUGCUUUAUUUACUUGCACACAUUUGCUUAUAAAACUAGAAACUCAUUUCUGUCACCAUUCCGUUAACACAGUGCUAGCUUUUUUUUUUUAAAGGCUGUCACAAGCAUCUUUUCUUUGGAAGAUGAACGGAAUUGACAGUUGUUUACACAUGCGUAGCAAGCAUGACUUGUGUUUUAAUAUAGUCGUCAGGGUUGUAAAGUAUUAAUAAUGUAGCAGCUAUUUCAGCCAUCAUAUCAGUGUGAUCCAUGUGGAGUGUAGAAAUCAUAUUGUGGAACAUAAUGAUGAGGAUUAAAGGCUGUGCUGUCUGUGAGUUAAGUAUGUGGGUAUUGUUUCAUUAGUGUCGAUGUUUACUGCCUCUGAGGCACAUUUUGGAUUAGUGCACCCGUCUUGCUGAGAAUGUCAGCAACAAUAUGUGAAGGCACAAACGCCUCCGUUAGCAACGUGCAAAUGUAAAAGCAUAUUCGCUUCAAACCUCUGCCCAUUACCUGCUCAUCUGUAGCAUACUUAAUAUAAAAAUACUACUCUGGAAUGUACUGAAAACAGAUGUAAACAAUAUGAAACUAAAUAUUAUCUUGUACGUUUCCUUAGUGAUGCUUUGUAAAAGGAAAGCACUGACCUUGUGUUUUGGUGAUAUAUAUAGUAGCGUGCCAUGUUUCUAAGCAGCUUGUUCAGGCUGCAGGCGUCUAUGUGGCGAAGGGUUAGAGAAGCAUACGAAGGCACAUUUAGAUUUACUCGAACAGUCACAGUUGCCAGGCCACCAUUGCCUUAAGUGUGUUCUGAGUGUACAGUAGCUGCGCAUCUGUGUGUGUGCAUGUGUGCGAGUCCUUCAUGCAUCUCCUGUGUGUAUACAUGAGUCACUAUCAUCUGAGGCAAAAUGAGAGCUGAAGAUGUUGUUUCUCCAUCCAUGGAAAAUAAUAUGGGUAAUGGCAAGCACCCUUCAUACUGAUGAACUCAGCGUUGACUUGACAUAUUCUGUCUGUGGGCAAAUACAUGAUAAUGGAACAGAGUUUAUUGUGCGUAAUGUCUUUUCUUAAUCAGUGGCAACUUUUAGAAAACAGUCUCAGAAAAUAUAUUUGAUGUGAUUUUCUCGGCUGAUGCUGUCUUGACAAGUACGUUGGUACUGCUAUGACAUUGUAAAGCCUUAGGUGUUCGCUUGUGUUUUGGAAUGUGUAGUUUUCCGUUCUGGUUCGUGCUGUACAUGGAGGAGGUUCAACAGGUCUACCUCCCCGUAUGACAGCACAGAUUCAUUGCUAUUAUGAUUGUCAUGAAAGCCACAGUUCAUUGUUUUUAACUUGGCAGACGUGGCAGAUGCUAUCUCUCAGCAAGAGGAUCAUCUGGUUAGCAUUUGUAUAUUCUAAGUAUGGAAAGUGUUUACUGUAGCUGCUGUGGCUUACUGAAAACUCAUGUCUGGCAGAUUCACACUUCCUGGUUUCCUGUCCUUUUCCAUGCCUUUCUGUUUCUCAGAUACACACAGUGUUACAUGUACAGCUAGGUGGUUCUCCAGAUGGUAGUGAGUUGCUUUAGAUUUUUUUUGUGCUAUGUUAUUUAAUUCUAAUAAAGCCUCUAUGUAAAAGAA
This is a messenger RNA of Acanthochromis polyacanthus (spiny chromis), 9388 nucleotides long. It is a transcript of the gene cckbrb, whose product is annotated as cholecystokinin receptor. The transcript is spliced from 5 exons. Gene Ontology annotation, biological process: neuropeptide signaling pathway. Gene Ontology annotation, molecular function: neuropeptide receptor activity. The record is from RefSeq and is a predicted model, not a curated record. Lineage: Eukaryota; Metazoa; Chordata; Actinopteri; Pomacentridae. The coding region runs from base 381 to 1700 and encodes 439 amino acids. Gene Ontology annotation, cellular component: membrane.